UUCGAAGAUCGACUGUCACAAUAUUGUGAUUACACUAUUGUUUAUCAUUGCUUAAUAGAUAUAUUUUUUUAAAUAUAAUUAUAUUUGACAUAACAUAAAAUUUGAUAAAAAUUCAAUUUUUUAAAAAUAAUUUGUAGUAAUUUUAAUAACGAAAUCAAAUUUGACAAAUUUCCAUUUUAUGAUGUUAAAUUAUUUUGAAAAUGUCUUCAAUUCGAUAGGCGUCCGUGGAAAAAUAGAAACAGGCAAUAGAAAAAUAAAUAUCUGAAUUUUAUUUUAGACGUGAAAUCUGAAUAAAAUAUUAAGAGAGAUAUUUAAAAUGGAUACGUGACUGAUAAUUCUUUUGUGUAUAUUUACGUUGCGAUACCUACUGUAGUUUGAAGAAUAAUCACAGUAGCAAUAAUACCGAUAUCAGCUUCGCGCAAAGAUGCCAUGGAAUACCUAUUGAACAAUCCCUAUUGGAAAAAUUACGAAAAAACUCAACCAGAUGCUGGUAUAAAGGAUCUUGGAAAAAUUUACACAAUAGGGAAAAUAAUUGCAAAAGACGAUAAUGGUAAAAUUGUCAAUGAUAAUAAUUUGGAAUGUAAAAUUCGGCAUUAUUAUACUCUAAUUAGGUGCAUUUUUACUGAUAAGUUAAAAGUCAUAGUUUUAUAUUUAAGCGCUGUCUUGGAUCAUCAGGAAAAAACGAAAAUCCUAUGGGAGGAUUUUUAUACAUUUUUUUUUGAGCAAAUCGAUAAUUUUGAAAGCGUAUUUGAUAGCAUUAAUAGCUCACUAUCGCUACUGGCUAGGUGGUACUUUGAAAAAAAUAAUGUUAAUAAACCAGCUAUAGAUGAAUAUAGUAUAACACGUGUUAUGAUUGAUAUUAAGUCGUUGCCAUCAUUUUCAAAAAGUGUAAAAAACAUACCUAUAAAUCUGGAAAAAUGUGAAAAAUCAUUAGAUGAAAUUCAGGAAAAUUAUUUUCGAUUUGUAAAAGUACAAACUGAUAAUGAUUUCGUAAAAAAAAUAAAAGAUAGAGUUCAAGAAAUUUUCAAAAAUAAAAGAUAUAAAAAUAUAGUUGAACAAGAUCUUCGUAAUGAAACAACAAGUAUUAUUGACAAAUUUUUCAGAGAUUUUGAUUAUUUGGGAUUCAUUUACAACACAACACAAAAAAUUGUGUCUGUGAAGGAAAUGCCCAAAAACGAAUCGAAAUCUUCAUUCCAACGUAGUCGUAGUUGUUGUCAUUAGUUUUAAUUUUAGUAGAAUCAUUGAAAUUUCAGAAAUAUUCAAGUUAUUUUAUAUUAGUUUUUAAUUUUUAUUAAUCAUCUCUUUCUCUUUGGUUUGGCUAAUUUGACGAAUUCCUAUAAUAAUUAAACUUUACAAAACUAAUUAUAAUACAUGUAAAAAAUUCAAAGUAUAGCAAUGAAAUUGUUAAAAAAAA
Messenger RNA from Daktulosphaira vitifoliae (grape phylloxera), 1414 nucleotides. RefSeq lists its product as uncharacterized. The record is from RefSeq and is a predicted model, not a curated record. NCBI's taxonomy places the organism in Eukaryota, Metazoa, Arthropoda, Insecta, Hemiptera, Phylloxeridae. Bases 430 to 1221 code for a protein of 263 amino acids. The transcript is spliced from 3 exons.